Gigantopelta aegis is the source of this 714-nucleotide messenger RNA. RefSeq names its product glycine-rich cell wall structural protein 1-like. The coding region runs from base 1 to 714 and encodes 237 amino acids. The record is from RefSeq and is a predicted model, not a curated record. The transcript has 3 exons. Lineage: Eukaryota; Metazoa; Mollusca; Gastropoda; Neomphalida; Peltospiridae.
AUGAGAGUGGUUGGUGGUGAUGGUGGUGGUGGUGGUGAGAGUGAUGGUAUGAAGCUCACUCUGGUGGUAUUUGGAAUCUUGGUAUCGUCUGCUUUCUCGUUUAAAAUUACCGCACAUGGAGGAGGAGAUGGUCAUUCAGGAAUUUCCAAAAACAUCGAUGUUGCAGAAUUAAUAUCACUGAUUGCUGAUGACGGUGAUAGCGAUGACCUAGGAAUGGGAGGCGGUGAUGGACUAGGACUAGGAAUGGGGGAUGGUGAUAGUGGAUUAGGAAUAGGAGGUGAUGGUGGACUAGGAAUGGGAGUCGCUGGUGAACUUGGUCUUGGAGGCGGUGAUGAUGGUCUGGGAAUGGGAAUUGGAGGCGGUGAUGAUGGUCUAGGAAUGGGAGGCGGAGGCGGUUUUGAUCUUGGACUUGGACUUGAAGGCGAGAUUGCUGUGGGAGGCGAUGAUGGCGGCAAUCACGUGAAAGACUUGUCAGUCGUGUUGAAGAUGCUCGCUGAAGAACUCAAAACCGACAGCAAUGAAGAUGCUGAUGUCAUAAGCAAAGCCGCUGACGUCAUCGACAAAAUUACCAAGGAAGAGAAACAGAAGGAAGAAGAGGAGGCAAAGAAAGUAGAAACUAAGCUACAGGAGGAAGAAACGAAAGUAGAAGCGGCAUUAGAGGAAGAAGGAAAAAAAGAGGAAGCCAAUUUAGAGGCUGAAGCAAACAAGGUUUAG